Diabrotica virgifera virgifera (western corn rootworm) is the source of this 1032-nucleotide messenger RNA. Its product is annotated as E3 SUMO-protein ligase KIAA1586-like. The transcript has 2 exons. Lineage: Eukaryota; Metazoa; Arthropoda; Insecta; Coleoptera; Chrysomelidae. The coding region runs from base 1 to 1032 and encodes 343 amino acids. The record is from RefSeq and is a predicted model, not a curated record.
AUGGUCAAGCAGUGGACUGAAUGUGAUGUUAGUAGUUCUGGAAAGAGUCGAGCUCAGCAACAAACUUCACUAAGAAAAAAGAUAUUUGAUCACAAAGUUAAUGCUGCUCAUGAAGCUGCUGUUAAGAUUUUUGCAGACCUUGUGGAACUGGAAAAUGUGACGUCUCGUGGAAUUUUUAAUGCUGUUAUGAAAUGCCCUGAAGGGCACAAAAUAGAUGAAAACGUUUUAAAAAGUAGACUUGUUGCUUUGGCAUGUGAUAAAGCAGCAGUGAUGCUUGAAGGGAAGUCUGGGGUUGGUGUACUGUUGAAAGAGAAGUUUCCAUCUAUUGCUAUUUGGCAUUGCUGUAAUCAUAGACUUGAGUUGUGUGUGAGUGACGUGGUAAAGAAAAUGGCAAGUAUAAACCGGAUCAAGGGGUAUAUAGACAAACUAUACGUACUGUAUCACGCCUCACCCAAGAACAGUCGGGAGCUGCACGUAUGUGCUGAUGAGCUUGGUGUACAACUGUUAAAAAUCGGUAGAGUGUUAAACACGCGGUGGGUCGCAUCAAGUUUUCGCAUAGUUUCGGCCGUUUGGGAAAAUUAUGAGGUCUUAGCCAACCAUUUUGCAGCAGCCAAAGUAGACCAGACGCGUGAUCCUUUGGAAAGAUCCAAAUACGAAGGCCUACACAGAAAGUUGACAUCAACGUGUUUCAUUUUGGAUUAUGGACUGAUGUGCGACACACUGCAAGAACUAUCUGAUGUUAGUGAGGAGUUACAACAUCGAGACCUUGACCUAUUUCGAGCUAACAAGAAACUUCAGAUUUUGAUGAACACGUUUGUUUCUCGAAAAGGCAGUCCUGGAAUGUUUUAUGUGCAAGCUGAGACAGUUGUAAACAACAGUAGUUUUAUGGGAAUCGAACUGUAUGUGAAAUCUAAAGAAGACCCCAUCAAUGCUGUUGUGUUUUAUGACCACCUUGCUCAAUCAAUCGAAAAGAGAAAAGAGGAUGGUCAGUGGAGGCGAUGCAGUGUUGGCCAAUUGUGCCCGCAUAGUUGA